AUGCCCCUCUGGCAAAUCUACUCCCCCCCUGGCACCUUCACCUCCACUACCAAAUCCACUUUCGUAACCGACAUCACCAAAUUCUACACCUCCAUCGGCCUCCCCGCCUUCUACGUGGUCGUGCAAUUCCACGAGCUCAGCCCGGAAGACGUCUUCGUGGGCGGGCAAGCCACCACCACGUCAACAAAGCCCUUUGUGAGGGUGGUUAUCACGCACAUCGCCAUCCACUCGCCGGACAACGACGACGCGUACCGGCGGACGACGGCCCGGCUGGAUCAGGUGUUGAAUAAGCAUGUCCUGGAACGGGGCUUCGGGCUGGAAUAUCAUGUUGAGGAGACGGAGCGGCGGCUUUGGAAGAUUGAUGGGAUGAUCCCGCCGCCAUGGAGGAGUGAGGAGGAGAAGCUCUGGGUGAGGGAGAACCGAGCGGUGGAGUAUGAGGGGGCUUAU
Aspergillus saccharolyticus JOP 1030-1 is the source of this 447-nucleotide messenger RNA. Its product is annotated as tautomerase family protein. The transcript has a single exon. Lineage: Eukaryota; Fungi; Ascomycota; Eurotiomycetes; Eurotiales; Aspergillaceae. The record is from RefSeq and is a predicted model, not a curated record. The annotation marks the transcript as partial.